CAUUGCAGCCCAGGUGCCGGAGAGAGGAAGCCACCUGGCAGCGGGCACGAAGCACCUGGCUCUGCACCCCAUCUCCCAGCCCGGCAGGGACGCGCCGAGCCCCUGGCACUCGCACAGGAAGAUGAAGACUGCAAUGUCACUGCUAGGAAGCCAAGGCAUCUUCUCAGUCACAGAAAUUCUUAUUUUCUUGGCUGUCUUUCUCCUGAUGUUCACUGUCAUUAGAUCCUUCCAGCAACAGAUCCCUUAUGGGCUGAAGAGACUUCCUGAACCAAGGGGAUACCCUCUGAUAGGCAAUGUGUUGGAGCUAGGAAGGAACCCACACCUGUCACUGACUCAGAUGAGCCAGAAGUAUGGAGACGUGAUGCAGAUACGAAUUGGCACUAGACCAGUGCUGGUCCUGAGUGGGUUGAACACCAUCAGACAAGCCCUAGUGAAGCAAGCAGAAGACUUCAUGGGACGCCCCGAUCUCUGCAGCUUUCGCCACAUUGGGAAUGGCCAGAGUUUAGCAUUCAGCCCUGAUUCAGGGGAGGUGUGGAGAGCCCGCAGGAAGGUAGCCCAGAAUGCCCUGAAGACCUUCUCAGUCUCGCCCAGCCCCACUGCCUCCUCUACCUGCCUCUUAGAAGAACAUGUCUUCAAAGAAGCUGAGUACCUAAUCACAAAGUUACUGCAACAGAUGAAAGAGAAAAAGAGCUUUGAUGCCUACCGGUACACGGUGAUCUCUGUGGCCAAUGUCAUCUGUGGCAUGUGUUUUGGCAAGCGUUACACCCAUGAUGACCAGGAGUUAUUAAGUCUGGUCAACCUCAGCAACGAGUUUGGGGAUGUGGCUGCCUCUGGGAACCCAGCAGAUUUCAUCCCCAUACUCCAGUAUUUCCCGAGCCGUACCAUGAAGAUCUUCAAGGAUCUCAAUAAGAGGUUCAGUUCUUUUGUGCAUAAGAUUGUUAAGGAACAUUACACUACCUUUGAUAAGAGCCACAUCCGUGAUAUCACUGACUCUUUGAUUGAACACUGUCAGGAUAAAAAAAUGGAUGUGAAUGCCAACAUUCAGCUCCCUGAGGAAAAGAUUGUCAACCUUGUCAAUGAUCUUUUUGGAGCUGGUUUUGAUACUGUGACAACUGCCCUGUCCUGGAGUCUUGUGUACAUUGUAACAUAUCCAGACAUUCAGAAGAAGAUUCAGAAUGAACUGGAUCAGACCAUUGGCAGAGAGAGGAGACCCAGGCUGUCAGACCGACUCAUGCUGCCAUAUACCGAGGCCUUUAUAUUGGAGACGUUCAGGCAUUCUUCCUUUAUGCCCUUCACGAUUCCUCACUGCACAACUAAAGACACAUCAUUGAAUGGCUACUACAUCCCUAAAAACCUCUGUGUAUUCAUCAACCAAUGGCAAGUCAACCAUGAUGAAACACUUUGGAAAGAGCCAUCUGCUUUCAACCCAGAGCGUUUCCUCAAUGCUGAAGGGACAGAAAUUAACAGGGUGGAGAGUGACAAAGUGAUGAUAUUUGGCUUGGGGAAGAGGAGGUGUAUUGGUGAGCCCAUUGCCAGGUGGGAGAUGUUCCUCUUCUUGGCCACACUGCUCCAGCAACUGGAGUUCAGCGUAUGUGAUGGACAGAAGGUAGACAUAACACCUCAAUAUGGACUGACCAUGAAAAACGAGACGUAUGAGUACUUCCAGAUUAAGCAGCGUUUCCCAAAUAAGAGCUUUGAGUGAGCUGCACUUCCUCACUGCUGGGACAUGAAAGGGGACAUACCAUUUUACAAUAUGGAGUUUGCCUUCUGGAAUCACCAAGACCGUUUGGGGGCUGACCUCUUCUCUACAGGAAAGCAAUAUGGAAUAAACGGGGGCUAUCUUUCUGUGCUCGUUCACUGGAGGCUUGUUCAUAUCUAAUGUUUUUUCUGAGAGCUCAUGCAUAACAGCAGAUAAAGACUAUUGUUGAUGACUCAAGGGCUGGCAAAUCCUGCCUAGUAUGCCCUGAGGAGCUUGCCUUGUACUGACUUCUCAUACCUCAAUUAACUAACUUCAUUACUGUUACCCAGUAUAAUCUUUGUUGUGUUUAUGAAGUCCUUUGAUCAUAACUGCUGGUCUUGUGGGAGGUCUUAAUAGUGGGUAGUGUUUCAACGUCCCAGAUAAUACCAUUGUCAUGAUUGGUAGCCUUAAUGUGUGCCUUAGUCUGGAAUAAGCAAUAAUAGUAGCUGUCACACUGAAGUACCAGGGAUUGUCUCUGAAAUGUAACCAAUUGGCUACUGCUGUGCAAGUUCUUUUAUUCAUAAUCAAAUUGGAUAUGUGGCAUAUGAGAACAGCUAUCAAGUAUGUAUCAACUCAUUUUGCCUCAAGUUUUUGAGGCAAAACUUUAACCAGCUUUCCCACAAAUAGUUGCAUGAGUCUGAAACGAUGAGGAGUUUGCAAACUCGUUUUGCUUUUAACUCCACAUGCUAUGUGGAAAUUCACUUUUUGUGCUCUGUCAGUGCAACUUGUCGUGUGAAAUUCUAUGUUUGACGACUUCUCAGUGAAGCAGAGGUAAAUAUCCACUGGUGUGCGGUUAGCCUAGUUGCAUGGUGCUGCUUCUUCCUGAAGUAGUUAUCUUGAGCAUGAUCAUUCAUUGAACUGACUUGUGAAUGAAUUGCCAGUUGUCAUUAAUAGAACUGAGUUAUCUGGAUACUUGUAAACAACAAUGCUGUUAGUCCACAGCAAACAUCUUGGUGCUGUUGUUCAUGAAUUUGGGAUAUUUUUACUAAUUACAGGUAACUCUAUUCAUUAAACAAUAAGCCUUAUGAAAAUCACAAGUCCAAAGUGAUGACAAUAAAGGGAAAAUGGCAAUAAGAAGGAAAAUAAAGGACUACUUGCCUUCCAUCUACAUAUUGCUGCCUUUUUUUAACGGUUUUAAAGAGAACUAGCAAUAGAGAUGUAUGUAUUCAGACUAGUAAAGGUAAAGAUUGUAGGAAUGCAAAUAUUGUAGCUAUGUUUUAACUAUAAAUGAACAUAUACUGCUUGCUUAUUUUGUACUGUGUGCAAUGCCAUAUGUACGAAACAUUUUCAUAUAGUCUCUAAGGACUACAUGUGGAAAAAUCUGAGAUAAUAAACCCUAAUAAAAAAUAAGAGAUGCUUCUGA
This is a messenger RNA of Alligator mississippiensis (American alligator), 3101 nucleotides long. RefSeq names its product cytochrome P450 1A5. NCBI's taxonomy places the organism in Eukaryota, Metazoa, Chordata, Crocodylia, Alligatoridae. Gene Ontology annotation, molecular function: iron ion binding; steroid 17-alpha-monooxygenase activity; oxidoreductase activity, acting on paired donors, with incorporation or reduction of molecular oxygen, reduced flavin or flavoprotein as one donor, and incorporation of one atom of oxygen. The transcript is spliced from 7 exons. The coding region runs from base 122 to 1702 and encodes 526 amino acids. Gene Ontology annotation, biological process: progesterone metabolic process; hormone biosynthetic process. The record is from RefSeq and is a predicted model, not a curated record.